Molecule: messenger RNA, 4253 nt
Organism: Camelus dromedarius (Arabian camel)
Lineage: Eukaryota; Metazoa; Chordata; Mammalia; Artiodactyla; Camelidae
Gene: PCYOX1
Product: prenylcysteine oxidase 1
Exons: 6
Coding region: 61-1587 (508 amino acids)
Biological process (GO): prenylcysteine catabolic process; prenylated protein catabolic process
Molecular function (GO): prenylcysteine oxidase activity
Source: RefSeq, a predicted model, not a curated record
CAGGCUCAAACGGGGGCUGACAGCCCGGCGCUCUAGUCGGACUGCAGCGCUGGGAAAGCCAUGAAGUGCACCGCUGGGAAGCUCGCUUGCUCGGCUGUGGGGCUAUGGCUGGGGCUGCUGCUGCUGUGUGGCUGGGGCUGCCCCGGGAGCGCUGAGCCGCGGGCUCCGCCGGAGAAGAUCGCUAUUAUUGGAGCUGGAAUUGGUGGCACUUCAGCAGCCUAUUGUCUGCGGCAGAAAUUUGGGGAACAUGUGAAGAUUCACGUGAUUGAAAAAGGAGAGGUGGGGGGCCGUCUGGCCACCUUGACUAUGCAGGGACACGAAUAUGAGGCAGGAGGCUCUAUCAUCCAUCCUUUAAAUCUGCACAUGAAGCGUUUCGUCAAGGACCUGGGUCUCUCUGCUGUUCAGAGCCCUAGUGGCCUAGUGGGGGUGUAUAACGGAGAGACUCUGGUAUAUGAGGAGAGCAGCUGGUUUAUAAUUAACAUGAUUAAACUAAUUUGGCACUAUGGAUUUCAGUCCCUCCGAAUGCACAUGUGGGUAGAGGAUAUAUUAGACAAGUUUAUGAGGAUCUACCGCUACCAAUCUCAUGACUAUGCCUUCAGUAGCGUGGAGAAGUUACUGCAUUCCCUAGGAGGGGACGACUUCCUUGCACUGUUUAACCGAUCACUUCUGGAAACCUUGCAGAAAGCAGGCUUCUCUGAGAAAUUCCUUGAUGAAAUUAUUACUCCCGUCAUGAGGGUCAAUUAUGGCCAAAACAUGAACAUCAAUGGCUUUGUGGGGGCAGUGUCAAUGUCCGCUACCGAUCCUGGUCUUUGGGCAGUAAAAGGUGGCAAUAAACUUGUCUGCUCACGGCUCCUUGAGGCUUCCAAAAGCAAUCUUAUAUCUGGCUCAGUAAUAUCCAUAGAGGAGAAAACAAGGACCAAACAGACAGGAGAUCCCACAAAGAUGUAUGAAGUGGUCUACCAAACCGGAUCUGAGACCCAUUCAGACUUCUAUGACAUCGUCUUGGUGGCCACUCCGUUGAAUCGAAAAAUGUCCAAUAUAACUUUUCUCAACUUUGAUCCUCCAAUUGAGGAAUUCCAUCAACACUACGAACCUUUAGUGACCACUUUAAUUAAGGGGCAGUUGAAUUCAACUGUUUUUAGCUCUAGACCCUUAGAUGAGUUUGACCUUGGUACCAUCUUAACCACUGAUAAUCCAGAUUUGUUCAUUAACAGCAUUGGGUUUGUGUCCUCCGUAAGAGAAGAUAAUAGUCCUCAACCAAAAGCAGAGAAGGCACACGUUUGGAAGAUCUUUUCCGCAAGAGCUCUUAGCAAAGAGCAAAUUUUAAAGCUCUUUGUGUCCUAUGAUUAUGCUGUGAAGCAGUCAUGGUUUGCGUAUCCUCAUUAUACGCCUCCAGAGAAAUGUCCCUCCAUCAUACUCCAUGAUCGACUCUAUUACCUCAACGGCAUAGAGUUCGCAGCAAGUGCCAUGGAAAUGAGCGCCGUGGCGGGCUACAACUCUGCUCUCCUCGCCUACCACCGCUGGAACGGACACACGCACAUGAUUGACCAAGAGGACUUACAUGAGAGACUUAAAACUGAGCUCUGAAAUACCACCAUCUCUUUUUUCGCCCCCUCCUGGUUCCAAAUGGAGUAUCACUGGCAAAAAAGAGCACAGUCUGAGCAGAGAUGAUUUUGAAUCAGCUAUUUUGCCAUUAUCAUUGUUUAACAAAAGUAAUCCCAGUGAGUCAUGAGAAGAUACAAGGUUCUAAUUAAGCAUGAAGGCAUAAAGGUGGCAUCUCCACCAUUUCUUAACUCUUUUAAUCCAUCAGCAGCAUUUCCCAGAUGUGUCUGAUCGUAAGAAUCAUCUGAGUUUCUUAAACAAGAUGGGUUCUCUAGCUCGUCUGGAGAUUCUGAUUUAAUAGGCCUGGGGUGGGCCCUGGAUUCUGAACAAAACCUUAGAGCAUUUUAAGUGAGUGCUUGAGGACGACUUAUCUUUUAGCUGGGGACUAGGUGAUUUGUGCUUCACAGCUGGAUGUGAUCUUCAUUCACAUAAAACUACAUGGGAGCUGGUAUCUUAUGCCUGGAUUUAGUAAUUUAUACCCUUUUUCAAAGUAAAUAUGCCCAUGCCUGAAGUCUGGACUUUCAGGAUGUUCUUUUGCUUGCUUCUGUCUCUGUUUAUUUAGGGGUGAAAUUCAGAAGUCUCAGUAGUAUAAACUUAAGAUGUCAUGCAAAAAUCUCAAGUGAAAUGAAAAGCAAAUACUGGCUAAUAAAAAUUUAGCAUUCUGUUAUCAAACCCUCACCUGAGGAGCUUUGAAAAAUGCUGAUAGAGCGCCACAACAGAGAUUCUGAUUUAAUGGAUUGAGGAUAGGACCUGUUUUUUGGUAGCUUUUUAAAGUUCCUAGUAUGCGUGCAACCUGGAUUGAGAAUCACUGAUGUGAGGGUUUAUGUUUCCCAAGGGUUCUUAGUGCCUUAAAAGUCCCAAGAAACCCAAUCCAUUAUCAGAGCAGAUCCGUGAUGCAAAGAAUGAUUUCUCUCAGUGAGAACUCAAGUAAUCUUGAUAGUAAGAAGCACUGACAGUCUAACAGCAGAGGCAACUUAGAUUACUCCAGAGCAGUUGGCACUGGAGUGGGAUAUUCAGAAUGACACCAUGCUUGAUCAGAUCCAGCAUAUGUUCAAACUGUUAAAUGCUUCUAAAGGUACUGUAGCAUUUGGGGUGAGAAACUGGUUGCUGAAAUCUUAAGGCAGUGGUUCUCAGCCUUGGCUGUACAUUGGAAUCACUUAUAGGAGUGCUUCUUGAAUGAUUCUAACAUGUAGCCAAACUUGAGAACCGAUUCUCCCAUCUGUACAACGAUCACGAGUGACCGUCCUUAGUCACUGGAAGGACAAAUAAAAGCUCCUGAAUUCUAAAAGUAACUGCAACCAAGUUAACAUGUAUUAAAAAAAAAAAGUCUUAUUUCCAGAUUAUAGCAGUAGCUACUUAAGUGAAAAAGAGAACAUUGAGUCUUAUUUAAGACAAUUUCUUCUCUACUUCUGUUACAAUUGUGAAUAUUAAUAUGCUGAUAAAACUGCCAAGAUAUAUUUGAUGUAGAGGCAGGGAUUAAAUUUAUAGUUUGUCAAAGGGUCAGCUUUUUACUAUUUUUAUUCUUAGAAAGUAUGUUAAGAGGCAUUUGUAUUUUUUCUUUUGUUGUUUUGAUGAAGACAGUAUGUAGAGAAUGUGAUACUGUUACGUAUAUUGCUAAAAGUGGGUAAAUACUAAUGAAAUAAUUUUAAUUUCUACCACUUGUAGGCUUGUUUUGCAAUGGGAUAUAUUUUUGUUUAGAAAAACACCAAUUUAAAAUGUUGCUAUUAUGUCAAACCUAACUGAUCUUGUUUUCUGACAGGGCACCUGAGAUUGCUUUCUCAAAGAGCAAAAACAGGUUAUUGGUAUAUUGAGCAUAUUAGUUUUAAUGCAAUUACAAUAUUUUUUUUAAUUGGAAGAAAAAUACUAUCAGAGCCCAUUAUUCCAGAAGGCCACUCAAAUCAUCUUUUUACAGUAGAGACUGGUAAAAACUAUGUAGGGGCUGAAUGAAAGCCAAGUUUUGCUCCAGUGGUUCUCCAGCUUGAGUAUGCAUCACAAUCACCUGCAGGGCUUGUUAAAACAUUGCUGGGCCUAACCUCCAGAAUUUGUUUCAGUAGGCUUGGAGUGGGAUACAAAAACUCCAUUUCUAUUACGUUCCUAGGUGAUGCUACUGGUCUCGGAACCACAGAGUUGUGGUAUAGUUGCAAAAAACGCGAGCUUGUCAACAUUAGUGAAGAUUUAAAGAGCUGCUGGAGAAUAAAAGUGUGUUGGCUUUCACAUCAACUCUAGUUAGUCUGAUCCCUCUGGCUCUUCAUUUGCUGAAUCAUUUCCUAUGAACAGGAAAUACCAUUUUGGAGAUAAAUAUAAGCCACCCAUUUUGUUCUAUUUUACAGGUACCUCACACCCAUUCUCCAGUUAAAGUGAUUCAUGAUCGUAGGCUUUUUACCCCAUCACAAAAACAGGCUUAAGCAUUUGCUUGAUAGGUUUCUCAAGUUGGGUUCAUGACACAACCAUCUGUAAUAUUGCUCUCAUCUGAGGCUGUGCACCAUAAAACUUAUCAACUAGAUGAAUAUAUUACAGGCAGCAUUGUCACUAUCCUCUAUCCCACAAAGAAUCACAAUGCACUGGAAUGUUUUUCUCAAAUAUAUUUCUACUCUUCAAAAGUUUUUCCCCACUUAUGUUCAAAAUAAAUCAUCACUAUUUCCUGUGUUUUA